Messenger RNA from Fusarium poae, 1086 nucleotides. RefSeq lists its product as uncharacterized. The transcript is spliced from 6 exons. The record is from RefSeq and is a predicted model, not a curated record. Lineage: Eukaryota; Fungi; Ascomycota; Sordariomycetes; Hypocreales; Nectriaceae. Bases 1 to 1086 code for a protein of 361 amino acids.
AUGGCUACUGCGCCGUCUGCUGCUACUGUGAUUGCAGUGGAGUUUAUGCUUGUCACAGUGGCACUCGCCAUCAUCAUCGCUCGGGUCUACCUACGCCUGGUGGUACAGAAGCAAAGUCUUGUUCUUGCAGAUUGGGUACGGAUAGUAGCAUUUCUAUCUGGUUGUGUCACAGCCAUCUUCGACAUUGUAUUCUUUGUCGAGGGGGCAUUAGAUCCCACCAUCAAUUUCACGCUGGACAAUUGGAAUGUGCCACCAGAGAAGCUAGAACGAGUCCUCAAGUUUACCUGGGCUAAUUCGAUUCCUUUCUUUUCAACCUUUUACCUCUGCAAAGCCUCGCUUCUUGUUGUCUACCUCCAGCUAUUUCCUACCUUUAUGCGAAAGGCACGAAUUGUGCUCUGGGGAGUGGUUGCUUAUUGCAUGUGCGCAUUCAUCAUAUCCAUGAGCCUUGUGAUAUUCCUUUGUUUUCCUACUGAAAGGAACUGGUCUGUCACGGAACCUGAGAAGCUCUGUGGCGAUUGGCCGGUGGCUACAACAUUCCAGAUUGCUUGGGCGCUACAUUUUACUGGAUCUCUUGCUCUAUUUGCCCUGCCAUUCCUCCUCCUCCACAAGCUCAACCUGCGCCCAAAGGUUAGAGUCGGUGUUUACGCUGUUUUCCUUCUUGGAUUUGUCGACAUAGCGUUUUCCUUGACUCGCUUUUUGACGAUUCAACUGACCAAGGUUGGCGAAUUUUCAUCCAUCACAACAAUUGCGCUCUGGAGUAGCCUUGACGUAUACGUAGGCUUGAUAGUCGCCUGUCUCCCCGCCCUCCGCCCAUACCUCCACAGAAAGGGCUCCAAGUUCAGCUACGGCGAGUCAGGCCGACCAACAGGUACCUCAACUCAUCCUGCACGAAGGACAGUGGACCGAGGAUUCCAAGAGAUUGACGAGACGCCGUCUGUGGAGGGCGAUCGAGGACCUGGCCCGUGGGCUGUGGGACACUCACCUGAGCUCGGUGCAACAGGGUGGAGCGAUAAGAAAAGCAAUGGCAGCGACGUCGAACUCGUGAGUCUUGACGUUAUGGCGGCUAAGGAUCGGAUGCAUGUAUAA